Messenger RNA from Cutaneotrichosporon cavernicola, 1218 nucleotides. RefSeq lists its product as uncharacterized. The coding region runs from base 1 to 1218 and encodes 405 amino acids. Gene Ontology annotation, biological process: L-serine biosynthetic process. Lineage: Eukaryota; Fungi; Basidiomycota; Tremellomycetes; Trichosporonales; Trichosporonaceae. The record is from RefSeq and is a predicted model, not a curated record. Gene Ontology annotation, cellular component: cytoplasm. The transcript has 2 exons. Gene Ontology annotation, molecular function: O-phospho-L-serine:2-oxoglutarate transaminase activity; pyridoxal phosphate binding.
AUGGCCCUCGACCGCUCCCAGGUGCACAACUUUGCCGCUGGCCCGUCACCACUCCCCACGUCAGUGCUCGAGGAGGCUGCGGUUGGAAUCAUCAACUACAAUGGCACGGGGAUGGGGGUGUGCGAGCUGAGCCACCGCGGAAAGGAGUUUAAGGGGAUCAUUGAGGGGGCUGAGGCCGACCUCCGCCAGCUCCUCAACCUCCCGGACACCCACGCAGUCCUCUUCAUGCAGGGUGGUGGCACGACCCAGUUCGCCUCAGUGGUCCUCAACGUCCUUGCUGCGCGCCGUCUCGCCCACGCCAACGUCCCGACCGAGCAGUACGAGCCUCCCGUGCUCGACUACGUCGUCAGCGGCAGCUGGAGUUCCAAGGCGUACGCCGAGGCGCAGCGCCUUGCGAUCAACGGUGACAGCAAGCCGUUCUUUGUGCCCCGCGUUGCGGGCAGCAGCAAGGACGUCAAGUACACUGCCCUGCCGUCCAAGUACGACUUUACCCCUGGCGCUGCGCUUGCGUUCUACUGCGAGAACGAGACUAUCAACGGUGACGAGUUUGCGCCCACUACUGGCAACGACGCGUCGUUCCCCUUUGACAAGGUGCCAGAGGGCACGGUGCUUGUUGCCGACUACUCGAGCUCGUUCCUCAGCCGCCCGAUCCCGAAUAUUGGCGCGCACGGAAUCAUCUACGCCGGUGCGCAGAAGAACCUCGGACCCUCGGGUGUCACUGUGGUUAUUGUGCGCAAGGACCUCCUUGUGGACAGCACGGCAGCCAUGAAGCUCGGCGGUGUGCCGGUCGUUCCCAUCCAGAGCGAGUACAAGACGCUCGCGGACAAUGGGAGCUUGUACAACACUCCUCCCGUGUUCCCGAUCUACGUGAGCGCGCUCGUCCUCCGCCACCUCGUCAAACUCGGUGGUCUUGACGCCGUCGCCAAGACCAACAAGGCUAAGGCGGACGCGCUUUACGCGUCGCUCGACAAGGCCGAGGCCGCGGGAGUCAUCACCUGCGUCGUGCGCCAGAAAGACGCGCGUAGCUGGAUGAACGUGCCGUUCAACAUCAACAAUGGGCGCGAGGCCGAGUUCCUCAAGGGUGCAGAGGAGCGCGGGUUCCGCCAGCUCAAGGGACACCGUUCGGUCGGCGGCAUUCGUGCCAGCAUCUACAACGCCGUCACGCUCGAGAGCGUCCAGGCUCUGUGUGCGUACAUUGACGAGUUUGCGGCUGCGUAG